AUGCACGGCACGAAGGCAUAUUGGGCAUCUCUGCCGCCGGAGUUACAGCUCCAUAUCCUGGAACACCUCGCGAAUGCCCACGGCUCUCCCACCUUACCGCGUCGCGGAAUAGCCCGCUUCGCCAGCGUAUCCAAAGACUGGCAAGAAUUCUUCGAGGAAACAACAUUCAAAUGCUUCGUUUUGCGGCUGCGAGAUCUCAUUCCGUUCCGACAGCACACGCAAAGCCCCAGGCGGCGCGGCUAUGUCCGGCAUAUCUGUCUCCGCCUCGUGGAGCCCGACCCCGAAGACGAGGACCCGGCUAUACCCUGGAAUCAGUCGAGGAGCCCCUUCGGUCCCGCUACGCUGUAUCUCUGGGAUACUCUGUCGUCAUGGGGAGUUCAGGAAUCCAGGGAAGGGUUGACGCUCGAGAUAAGCUCCCAUACCCUGGCGGGGCUCAGCACAUACGCCAAUUGUAUGCCCAAGGACGACGUGAAUCACUAUUCAAAGCAUCUUGAGACGGGAAAUCUUGCGCAGUAUGAUGAUAUUGAACCCUUCGGUCACACGGGCCCGCUCUGGUUUACCCACAUAGGUCAAAGUACCUCGAUGCUCUCUGGAGCUGUACAAUCCCUAUUUUCAUACGACGUCAGGCUAGGCCGUAUACGGCUACCAUCCGUACAGGUGGUCACUAAAUUGCUUACAAGGAGGGCAAACACACGCAAUCUUCGCCCGGAUUCUUUGGACCAAAUCAUCAAGAGUCUUCCUCGCUUAAAGGAGAUCCAUGUCGAGAGAUGGCGGCUGCGUAGCGAAUACGAGGAGAGACGUUGGCUUAAAGAACAUCUGGCGCUGCGUUUCAUCGUCGAUGCCGACGAGUUCCUGAACAACGCCCUUGGGUUCCCGAAACUGAAAUGGCUCUCUCUAACUGCCGAGGUGUUCCGUGGCGAAAGCCGCGACAGCGACAUAGAAAUUGAGCGGCGCAUAAAAAUCAAGACGUUGCUUUUGCUGGCUGCGUUGGCGGCUUGCCGGAUGCCGAAGCUGGAGCUCAUGGAGAUUUGGAACGGCCGAAAUGGGCAGGCUAGCUUAUUCCGCUACAAGAUUGCCACUGGGGUUGCUGAGAUCACUUGGAAGAGCACGUAUGGAGAUGUUAUCGUCGAUGACGAUGUCGUCAAAGCUUGGGAGGCGACAGCGAGGGUUCAUGGGAGAAGUGACCUGCGGAGCUCGGUCACGCGGCUAGAGGACGGCCACUACAGAUACUAUGGCUCUUUGUUGCCGCACUUGGAGUCGAAGGAGCACUUCAUUCAUGAGGUGUCUGCUGCUCAGAUGAAGUAG
This is a messenger RNA of Colletotrichum phormii, 1305 nucleotides long. RefSeq lists its product as uncharacterized. NCBI's taxonomy places the organism in Eukaryota, Fungi, Ascomycota, Sordariomycetes, Glomerellales, Glomerellaceae. The coding region runs from base 1 to 1305 and encodes 434 amino acids. Gene Ontology annotation, molecular function: DNA binding; protein binding. The transcript has 2 exons. The record is from RefSeq and is a predicted model, not a curated record.